AUGCAGCGCAGUGCCUCGCAGAGCAGCCGGCGGUCGGCGGCCUUGCCGAUGGGCGCGGGCGGGCAUCUCCCGUCGCGCGGCGUGGGUCCCUACGCGCUGGUAGAUCAGUCAGAAGUGACGGAUCCCCUGUUGCAGGACGCGAUCGAGCAGGAAGAGGCGGCCGAGCCUGACGCUGCCGAGGCAGACGAGCUCGCCUGGCUCCAGGCGCUGCCGUGGUACCGGCGGCCGCAUCCUGCGUGGCUGUACCCGCUGACGCUGGUGUUUGCGCUGGCGGGUGGUAUUCUGCUGGCGCCGCGCAUGGAAAUGUACCUGUCGCUGUUAUGCGACGAGAUGGGCAUUGAACGCGGCCCGAGCUCGAGUGGCAAGGCGCAUAUCCCGUCCCAAGCGUGCCGCCAGUCGCCGGCGGCGCAGCGCCAGCUCUCUAUGUUGCAGCUACUGAUGCUCAUUACCAACGGUGUCGGCUGCGCGUUCUCCGCGGGCUUUUGGUCGCGCAUGUCGGACCGCAAAGGGCGGACGCGCAUGAUGAUGGUCAACGUUUUUGGCAUUUUCGUCAUGGACGUCAUUGUGCUCAUCGCGUCGACUGUGCCGCUGCACCAGCUGCCGUUUGGCGUGUACUUUUUCGCGAUCGGCUCGACGAUCGAGGGGCUGCUCGGUGGCUACUCGGCGGUGAACGCGAUGAGCCAGUGCUACAUUUCGGACGUGACGCCGAGCGGGUCGCGCGCGCGUCUUUUUGCGCUCAUGUCGGGCGUGCUGUUUGCCGGCGUCGCGAUUGGGCCGACGAUCGGUGGCCUGCUUACGGUCGCGACCGGCGACGUGACCGCCACGCUGUGGAUCGCGACGGUGCUGCACGGCGGCAUCGUCGCCUUUCUCCCCUUUUUCCCCGAGAGCCUCAACAAGGCGCGGCAGCGUGCCGCCGAGGAGGAUCACAAAGAGGCGGAGCGGAGUGCGCCGGAUGUCUCGUGGACCGAGCGCUUGCGUACCGCCGCGCUUGCGCCGCUCAACUCGCUGCGCAUCAUCAUGCCCGAGCGCGCCCACGAGGGGUACACGGCCGUCCCUGGGGACGAGCACAGUGCGCCGGACGAGCACAUCUCUGUCCCGUGCAAGCACCCGUCGGGGUCGUGGGACAUUAAUAUGCUGCUCGUGUCGAUUGCCUACUUCCUCGAGUCGGCCACGAUCGCCAUUGUGCCCACCAAGAUCCAGUAUGUACAGCUCGUGUUCAACUGGGACUCGGAGAUGCUCGGUUUCUUUAUGAGCUUUACGGCGCUGACGCGGAUGCUGAUGCUGGUCGUCUGUAUUCCCCUGUUUAUUCGGUUCGUGCACCGCCCCCUCGCCUCGAUCGCGCUGCCGCAGGACGCGCAGAUCGAGGCGCACGUCGACGUCCCGACCGAGCUCGACGCGGACGGCCGCGCGGUGCCCACCAACCCGCCUCGCCCGUGGACGGCGAGCGACCGGCGCGUCGAGCAGCAGUGGGCACAGCGCGCAAAGCUGAUGCGCCUCAUACACGACUCGCGCAUGGACAUGCGUAUCGCGAUCGGCUCGUGCCUCAUCACCGCCUGUGGCUGUGUCAUUACAGCGACCUCGCGGAGCGCGUGGCUUUUCUUUUUCGCCAUCUUUGUCACCUCGAUCGGCGGCGGGGUCGGCUCGGCCGUCACGUCGCUCGGCCUCGCGCUGAUCCGCAACCCCAACGAGGCAGGGCGCCUGUUUGGCGCAUGGGCCGUGCUCAGCACCGUCUCGAGCUCGAUCGUGGGCCCUUUUCUGUUUACCUUUACUUUUAGCCAAAGCGCUGCUACCGCCCCUUCGCUCGUAUUCUACGUGGUUGUUGCCAUGCAGCUCCUCGCGGCGCUCGCGCUGCUCAUUGUCCGCCUGCGCUCGCCCGCGAGCCUCGCGGGGCUGCCGCCCCGCCCUGGAUAG
Molecule: messenger RNA, 1911 nt
Organism: Malassezia japonica
Lineage: Eukaryota; Fungi; Basidiomycota; Malasseziomycetes; Malasseziales; Malasseziaceae
Exons: 3
Coding region: 1-1911 (636 amino acids)
Biological process (GO): transmembrane transport
Cellular component (GO): membrane
Molecular function (GO): transmembrane transporter activity
Source: RefSeq, a predicted model, not a curated record